Molecule: messenger RNA, 1820 nt
Organism: Branchiostoma floridae (Florida lancelet)
Lineage: Eukaryota; Metazoa; Chordata; Leptocardii; Amphioxiformes; Branchiostomatidae
Exons: 2
Coding region: 2-1783 (593 amino acids)
Source: RefSeq, a predicted model, not a curated record
GAUGAAGGCCUGGGUCGAACACUACAACAGGCUCUUGAACGUGGAGUUUGACUGGCCAAUGGAUGAGCUUCCAGAGGCUGCUCCAGUUGUAGGACCUGCUCCACCAGUCACUACUGAGAUGAUCAGCAAGGCACUGAGUAAGAUGAGGUUUGGAAAAGCUGUGGGCCCUUCUGGCAUCAACGCUGAGAUGCUAAAGGCAGCUGGCGAGGAGGGCAUCGAGUUGACUAGACAACUGACUGAAGCGGUCUUCAGGAACGGAACUGUGCCGGUUGAGUGGGAGAAGAGCAUCAUUCUCAGUCUCUACAAGGGGAAAGGUGAGGCUCUGGACCGAGGCAACUACAGAGGCCUCAAGCUCACCGACCAUGUCAUGAAGUUACUGGAGCGUGUGCUGGACUCAGCUAUUCGUAAGAUGGUCAACAUCGACGACCUUCAGUUUGCCUUUGUGCCUGGCAGAGGCACCACCGAUGCCAUCUUCAUUGUGCGCCAGCUGCAAGAGAAGUUCAUAGCCGCAAACAAACCUCUGUACUUCGCCUUUGUCGAUCUGGAGAAGGCCUUCGAUCGAGUUCCCAGAAGGGUGCUGUGGUGGGCACUGAGAAGUCUUGGUGUUGAGGAGUGGGCCGUGAGGGUGAUCCAGGCCAUGUACGCAAAUGCCAGGAGCCGUGUGCGAGUGAACGGACAGUACAGCGAGGAGUUCGGCGUUGGUGUUGGCGUUCACCAGGGAUCUGUCCUCAGUCCCCUGCUGUUCAUCCUCGUUUUGGAAGCUCUGUCUCGUGAAUUCCGCACUGGAGUCCCCUGGGAGCUCCUGUACGCAGACGACCUGGUGAUCAUCGCUGACACCCUGGAAGAAUGCAUCGCUAGACUGAAGGCAUGGAAGUCGGGCAUGGAACGCAAAGGCCUGCGGGUUAACAUGGGGAAGACAAAGUUCAUGAUUUCUGGUCAAGGACUGAACAAACUGAAGGAAACUGGAUCUUUCCCGUGUGCUGUAUGCCGUUCCGGGGUGGGUGCUAACUCCAUCCAGUGUACAGUUUGUAACUUCUGGGUCCACAAGAGAUGCUGUGGCAUAAGAGGGAGUCUGCUAGCUGUGCAGAACUACACAUGUCCGCGGUGUCGAGGGGAAGCUAGGCCACUGGAUGGCCGCCCUACAACACAAGUCACAGUGGAUGAAGUGGUCCUGGACGUGGAAGCCAGCUUCUGUUACCUUGGGGACAUGCUCUGUGCUGGUGGCGGGUGUGAGCUUGCAGUCACCACCAGAUCCUGCAUUGCCUGGGGUAAAUUCAAGAAGCUCCUGCCCAUCCUUACUUCCAGGCACCUACCCUUCAAAACCCGUGGCAAGGUGUUUGACUGCUGUGUACGUGCGGCCAUGCUUCAUGGGAGUGAAACCUGGGCACCUACCACCUCGGAUCUACAGCGGUUGCGCCGCAAUGACCGUGCCAUGAUCAGAUGGAUUUGUGGCGUCAAACCCCGGGAUGAGACCCCUUCAUCUAGCUUACUUGAUAAACUUGGUAUUCUGGACAUCAUCUCAGUGCUGCAGUCCCGCCGUCUUAGAUGGUUUGGGCACGUUGAAAGAUCUAGUGACUGCAUCAAUAAGAUCACCAAACUGAAAGUAUCUGGCAACAGAGGUCGUGGUAGACCUAGGAAAACCUGGAGGGACUGUGUCAGCAGGGACUUGAAGGAGUGCGGUCUGACAGGGGUCGACCCACUGGACAGAGCCAAAUGGAAGCGGAGUGUGAAGACUGGCCGACUGCUGCCUACCCCUGCGUCAGGGAACCCAGCAGCAGUAUAAUCUAACCAUGGAUAGUGAGUGAUUACUAUACAGUAUG